Molecule: messenger RNA, 2586 nt
Organism: Perca flavescens (yellow perch)
Lineage: Eukaryota; Metazoa; Chordata; Actinopteri; Perciformes; Percidae
Product: neuroligin-4, X-linked
Exons: 8
Coding region: 291-2555 (754 amino acids)
Cellular component (GO): membrane
Molecular function (GO): neurexin family protein binding
Source: RefSeq, a predicted model, not a curated record
UAUCCCUCCUCCUCUCCCUCUGCCUCUCCAUUUCCCUCGAUCCGGCCUCCUCAUCUGCACAGCAGACUGUGCCUGUCAUCUCCACGGCGCAUGGCCGCAUCCGUGGCAUCCUGACCCCGCUGCCCUCCGACCUCCUGGGGCCAGUCAUCCAGUACCUGGGAGUACCAUAUGCAAGGCCUCCAACAGCAGACCGGCGCUUCCAGCCGCCCGAGCCUCCUUUGCCCUGGCCAGGAAUACGAAAUGUGACGCAGUUCGCUCCCGUGUGCCCGCAGUCGCUGGAUGAGAGGAGCAUGCUGGGAGAUAUGAUGCCUUCCUGGCUCACAGCUAACCUGGAUAUAGCGGCGACGUACCUCACUCACCAGAGUGAGGAUUGUCUCUACCUCAAUAUCUACGUGCCCACUGAGGAAGACAUCCAUGAGGAGGGGGGUCAGCGGCCGGUGAUGGUCUACGUCCAUGGGGGCUCGUACACAGAAGGCACUGGCAACAUGAUGGAUGGCAGCGUGCUGGCAAGCUACGGCAACGUCAUUGUCAUAACCCUCAACUAUCGCCUAGGAGUACUGGGAUUUCUCAGUACAGGUGACCAGGCAGCAAAAGGGAACUACGGCUUGCUGGAUCAGAUCCAGGCUUUGCGCUGGGUGAAGGAGAACAUUGCAGCCUUCGGAGGAGACCCAAGCAGGGUCACUGUGUUUGGAUCCGGGGCUGGGGCCUCGUGCGUCAGCCUGCUCACCUUGUCUCACUACUCUGAGGACCUGUUCCAUAGAGCUAUCAUCCAGAGCGGUAGUGCUUUAGCCAGUUGGGCUGUCAACUACCAGCCCAGCAAGUACGCCCGUCAGCUUGGUGAGAGGGUGGGCUGCGGCAUCGACGACAGCACUCAACUGGUCGCCUGCCUUCAGGGCCGGAGUUACCGCGAACUUGUGGAGCAGAGCAUAACGCCGGCCAAAUAUCACACAGCUUUUGCCCCGGUGAUUGAUGGUGAUGUUAUACCUGAUGACCCCCAGAUUCUGAUGGAGCAGGGAGAGUUUCUGAACUACGACGUGAUGCUGGGGGUUAAUCAGGGCGAGGGCGUGAAGUUUGUAGAGGGCAUUGUGGACUCAGAAGACGGUGUCACGGCUGAGGACUUUGACUUUGCAGUGUCAGACUUUGUGGAUAGUUUGUAUGGAUACCCAGAAGGCCGAGAUACAUUGAGAGAGAGCAUAAGGUUCAUGUACACGGACUGGGCGGACCGGGACAAUGCAGAAACUCGGCGAAAGACUUUGGUAGCGCUAUUCACAGACCACCAAUGGGUGGCGCCAGCAAUCGCUACAGCUGACCUCCACGCUCAGUAUGGAUCGCCCACAUACUUCUACUCCUUUUACCACCACUGCCAGAGUGACGCCACGCCGCCCUGGGCUGACUCUGCCCAUGGUGACGAGGUGCCCUACGUGUUCGGUGUGCCCAUGGUGGGACCCACUGAUUUGUUCAACUGUAACUUCUCCAAGAACGACGUGAUGCUGAGCGCUGUUGUAAUGACUUACUGGACCAACUUUGCCAAGACUGGUGACCCAAACCAGCCGGUUCCUCAAGAUACCAAGUUCAUCCACACUAAACCUAACCGUUUUGAAGAAGUGGCCUGGUCUAAGUACACCCCUAAAGAGCAGCUGUACCUCCACAUUGGCCUGAAGCCGCGUGUCAGAGACCACUACCGUGCCACCAAAAUCUCCUUCUGGCUCCAGCUGGUCCCUCACUUGCAUCAUGUCAACGAGCUCCUCCAAUCGGUGUCCUCCUUCACCCAUAGUCCCUCUCCACAGGAUGAUACUCCUUAUUCUUACACCAAGCGUCUAGCCAAAGGUUGGCCGCCUAGUAGUACACGUCACCCAGGUUCACAACCAGGUACUCCACAGCCACCAGAGUCUGCUUUAGGCCAAGGUGGAGGGGAAGACGGGGUCCGUGUCCCUAAUGAGGACUACUCAACUGAACUCUCAGUGACGAUUGCGGUGGGAGCGUCACUGUUAUUUCUUAACAUCCUUGCGUUUGCGGCCUUGCUGUACAAGAAAGACAAGAGGCGUCUGGAGCAUCGUCGGCCACGUCCACUUCCUCCCCCGAGACGAGACAUCACACCUGCAGAUGUUGCGGCCCACCUGCAGGGGGAGGGACUGAUGUCUUUACAGGUGAAACAGCUAGAGUGUGAUGCGGCAUCAGCAGACGAGAGGAACAACACUCACCACCAUCACACUCUGGAUACGCUGGACGCCCUGGAUGGCAUGGACACCCAGGACAUCUACAGCACACUGGACACCGUGCGCCUCACCUGCCCGCCAGACUACACCCUCACCCUGCGCCGCUCGCCUGACGACGUCCCCCUCAUGACCUCUCUGACCCCAGGAUCACUGCCUGUGACUCCUGGAUCACACCCUGUUACCCCGGCAACGCCGAUGACCCCCAUGACGCCUGGAUCAGUGGUGGGGAUGAGGAUGGGGCAUCCACACCAGGGAUACACACACCAUAGCCCAUAUAGUAAUACACACUUGCCACACACACACAUCUCCACGCACACACACUCCACCACGCGUGUAUAACCGCAGCAAGAUACUUGCACACACAGGGACA